This is a messenger RNA of Pieris macdunnoughi, 1092 nucleotides long. The record is from the annotation of a GenBank genome assembly. Lineage: Eukaryota; Metazoa; Arthropoda; Insecta; Lepidoptera; Pieridae.
AUGUACCAAGACCAGGGCUCUGAGCACAUCGACAUCGACCAGGACGAAAGCAGAUCGAACAGCCCAAAAAUGUUUUACAAGCCAGAAGAGAAGACUGUUAUAAGCCAGAAAAAAUCCUUCUGCAUCGACGCGUUGUUGUCGAAACACGACGAAAAAACCCAGAAAUAUAUGGCGUUGAUGAACAAGAAUUAUAUACGGUAUAAUGAUUACCAGGAGAGUCACGAAGGGUUUGAAAGGGAGAGAGUUAGUGAGAGUCCAAAAAGUGGGAGUAGCAGGAGUCUGUCCCCUGGGUCGGAGGAAGGGAAUCGAUCUGAGACCUACAGUCCACCGAUAUCGCCGGGAGUUGAGGGCGGCAGUGAAGAAUUUGAAAGUUAUAGACCAGGAAUCGUCCCAAAACCCGGCCUCCUACCACAAAACCCAGCGUUAGUAGCAGCCCAGUCUGCUUUAUUCAACUAUCCGCAAAUGAGCCCCAUGCCCCAGGGUGGGCCAAUGCCGUCCGCCUUUCAUCACCCCGGGGACAGAGUCCUCCAUCACAUGCAGUUGGAAUGGCUCGCCAGGACUGGGAUGUUUUACCAUCGAAUACCAGAGUUGGGAGGCGCUCCACACGCACUCCUGGGGAAGACCCGCCGGCCCCGAACCGCGUUCACCUCACAACAACUUCUGGAACUUGAGAAGCAAUUCAGAAUGAACAAAUACCUCUCCAGACCAAAGCGGUUCGAAGUAGCCACUAGUUUGAUGCUUACGGAAACUCAGGUAAAAAUAUGGUUUCAAAACCGCAGAAUGAAGUGGAAGCGUUCGAAAAAAGCGCAACAUGACAGCAAAAGCAAGGACUCGCAUACGAACGACGAGAAAAACAAAAAGGAGGUUCUACCCGACCAUGACAAACAGCCUCCGCAAAUGGCGGGCGAUUUGACACCAGCUGUCAAACCUCCUCCCCUGUUAGAUAGGGACAGGAUGAUCGCGUUAGAAAGAGAACGAGCGAUGGCAGCAGCAAACUUUAAUUCGAAUUUGGAAAACAAUAGACGCGGGCUAGUUAUGCCAAGCCAAGAUGGCCGACCCGGGAUGGACAUGUUUAGGCCGUAUGUAGUAUGA